GUGAAAGUGCCCUCGAUGCUUGCUGUUUGUUGUACUCGUGUAUGCAGUGCACGGCAAAUGCAGAGAAUCACUGUUUUCCCCAAUGAUGUUCAGCUGCAUCGUGAGCUCUCAAGACUGACGUCAUAAGAUUGGCACGCACGGGUGACGCCACAUCGUGAAGACCUCGAGCUUUCCAGCUUCACUCUGCCGACUCCACCGCUUCAAUCCUCCACCAUGUCCACAACAUUCAGUUGCCUAUGUCCGGCCGUGCUCGGCUGCAAGCAAUCGGCCAACACAUCAUGACUUCUCCUCGUCCAGCACCAAGCACCGUCGCAGGCCAUCUCGCCGGCAGCAGUCAGUCCUGGCACGGCAACGUCUCCCCCGAUGGCCCUUUCCAGCCAGAGACAGGCCGCUAUCGACUCUAUAUUGGUCUCUUUUGCCCUUUCGCACAUCGGGCAAACAUAGCCCGCCAUCUCAAGGGCCUUCAGCACAUCAUUCCUGUCACCGUCGUCAAACCAUACCCCAAGGGCGAUCAGAAAGGUUGGCCCGGUUGGCAGUUCCCCUCCUCACCGUCUGAAUACCAUGGGGCAGACCCGGAACCCCUAUUUGGGGCAAAGUAUCUGCACGAGCUUUACUUCAAGGCCGACCCAGAGUACAAGGGCCGGUACUCGGUGCCCCUCCUGUGGGACACAGAGACCAACACCAUUGUCAAUAACGAGUCCACCGAGCUCCUCCGUGAUUUGCAGACUGGCUUCAAUUCCAUCCUGCCUGAACAAUAUGCCAGAGUAACGCUGUACCCGGAGCAUCUGCGUGACCAGAUUGACAAUAUUUCCGUCUGGAUGCAGCGUGACCUCAACACCGGCGUCUAUAAGGCCGGCUUCGCCACCACCCAGGAGGAUUACGACAAGAAUGUCCCAGCAGUCUUCGCCGCGCUGAACAAGCUCGAGAAGAUCAUCGCACAGCUUGGUGGCCCAUACAUCCUUGGAGACGACCUCACUGAGUUGGAUGUGAGGGCUUACGCCACAGUCGUCAGGUUCGACACCGUUUACGUCCAACACUUCAAGUGCAACUUGGGCACUAUCCGGCAUGAUUACCCUCAGAUCAACAAUUGGCUAAAGAACCUGUACUGGAACAUCCCGGCCUUCAGGGACACCACCGAUUUCAAGCACAUCAAGGAUAAUUAUACCAAGAGCCACGGCGACAUCAACCCUCGAGCAAUCACGCCUCUGGGGCCCUGGCCUGAGGUCGAGGAGGGCUACGAGAGUGACCUGAGCAAGGUGCCGACUGGGGGCGUCAAGAUGCCUCUCGUGCUCGAACUUGAGAAGAAGCUUUGACCCAAGACAGCAAGGCCAAUGGGUGAUCGAAAUAGCCUCCGGUUCCUUACCGAUACUAGCUACAAGUACGCAGCCAUGCGGGCUGGGGUGCAAGCCACGCCGAUUGCUACCGGUCUGCAAGCCGGGUCUGGGCCUAAUGAGCAUGAUCCACAGCUAUGUUGUUGAAUCGAUGGCCAGUCAGCCAGUCUGGACAUUUAGUAGCCUGCAUCUUAAAAUCUCGCGCCAGUGCCGAGGACCCACCCCCUUGGGAUGGUUUGCCGCUGUAGGCACCAGCUUAAACUCGUCGGCGAUUGGUGGCCAGCUCAGCCGUCCGUCCCGUUGUGGUGGUGCGCCACGGGAGUCAAGCAUUUAAAUCCUCAAGGGCCCAUUUUGGCUGGAGCCUACCGUCCUGCAAGGACCAGCACGCCAGGCACGCCAACUAGCUUGCCCCAACUCGGCGAACGGCCCUGCUGCGGCUCCACGAGACAAGGGCUUCUCCCCCAUGCCUUGGCUUCCCGUCACCCGCAUUGGAAGCUAGAUUGAACUCCUUUUUGCCCUGGCAGCCCUGCAAGACACCGAGAUUUGAUUUCAGAAGGAUUCUGGUCCAAGGCGCUGGGAUUUCAAACGCGGCCACAAGCGCACGUUGACCCCCGUCUAGCCCAUCUAUUUUUAAAGCAUAAGAAUCAAUUGACUUCAUCUCCGUGGGGUUACCCCAAGGGCAGUCCCUGCCGCGGAGAGUGUGCACACAGCAAGGCAAGGGAUGAGAUGAAGAUGUGAAUGGCGACUGCUUCUCCCCCCAAGCUCGUGCGCAUGUCAUUGGCCGGCCCUUCGUGUAAUCCUCGCCCCUUUGUUCAUGUGGCUUUACUUCACCAGCAACUCAAGCCCCGGGACGCUGGCCUCGACAAUCAGCUCCCUCAAUGUGUGGUACAAUGGCCGGCCGGCCAUCUAGGGACCGGACGAACUGGGCAGUGCUCCCAAUGUGCUAAUUUUCGGGUAUCGGUAGUGGCGUUGCAUUGCAUCCACGCAUCUCAGUAAUCACCUACCUAGCUAGGCCGAC
Molecule: messenger RNA, 2349 nt
Organism: Diaporthe batatas
Lineage: Eukaryota; Fungi; Ascomycota; Sordariomycetes; Diaporthales; Diaporthaceae
Exons: 2
Coding region: 237-1313 (358 amino acids)
Cellular component (GO): cytoplasm
Molecular function (GO): glutathione transferase activity
Source: RefSeq, a predicted model, not a curated record